Messenger RNA from Lingula anatina, 426 nucleotides. Its product is annotated as large ribosomal subunit protein eL19-like. The record is from RefSeq and is a predicted model, not a curated record. Gene Ontology annotation, molecular function: structural constituent of ribosome; RNA binding. Gene Ontology annotation, cellular component: cytosolic large ribosomal subunit; ribosome. NCBI's taxonomy places the organism in Eukaryota, Metazoa, Brachiopoda, Lingulata, Lingulida, Lingulidae. Gene Ontology annotation, biological process: translation.
AGGUGCCCUCUAAGUCCUUCCUUUCGUCCAUGUUGUGAAUCUGUGGCAGCCAUGAGUACGCUACGCCUACAGAAGCGUCUGGCCGCUGCCGUCUUAAAAUGCGGCAAAAACAAAGUAUGGUUAGAUCCUAAUGAAUCUAAUGAAAUAGCAAAUGCCAACUCACGACAAAACGUGCGCAAACUCAUCAAGGAUGGUCUCAUCAUCCGUAAGCCAGUUGCUGUGCACUCCCGCGCACGUGUGCGCAAGAACACCAUUGCUCGCAGGAAGGGUCGUCACACCGGCACAGGAAAGAGGAAGGGUACGGCUAACGCACGUAUGCCUGUCAAGGUGCUGUGGAUGCGCCGUAUGCGCGUGUUGAGGAGGUUGCUGAAGAGAUAUAGAGAUGCCAAGAAGAUCGACAAGCACUUGUAAGUGAAAUUGUUACUG